CCACACACACACACCCUCUAUCCUUGCAAUUUUCAGUUUUAUACUAUGGACAACGAGGACAACGCCAGCCAGCAGCGCCCACUUGGUGCAAACCUUCGCCGCGCACAGAAGCAGCUGGAGCUGCUCAACGACUCGCCGUUGCCCAGCAGCGGGUCCGAGUACCAGAAGCAGGCCCAGAGUCUUGUGGACCUGUUAACGGUGUGCCUUCAUCAGAUAAAGGACCUCGAUCUAUUCAGCAGCAACGAAACGCCUGACGACUACUCCACCGGCGAACUCAAGCUGAUUCUGACCGAUGCGUAUAUGGGUGAGGCGUUGCAGAAACUGAACAGCAGCGCACAAGUCACCCGGCUUAGCAUCCUGGAAAAGUCGCGCGCGCACUACGACCAAUUCCUGUCGCUGUGCCAAAACCUCGGCAUUCUGCAGCCGGCUGAGCGUAAAAUUCUCGAGCUUGUCAAGGCGCACAAGCCCAUGGCAGCAGACCCGGGCACCAGUCGCAUGCAAAAGAUCGAGCGAUUCAAGACUAUCCGCGCUAUGAAGCAGGAAAUCGCUACACUAGAAUUGCGCCUCUCUGAAAACAGCUCCAAGGACGAUGCCGAGGAUAUGGAUGAAGUCGAGCGCGAGUACGCGGUCAAGCUGGUCCGCCUCAGGAUACAGCAGGUGCUUGAUGACCUGAGCAUGCUCGAGAGCGAGCUGGACAUGGCUAAGCAGAUGGAGCAGCGUCGCACUGACCCCGACCGGCGACAGAACGAAGAAGAGCGCAGCAAGGAGUGGCGGCUCGACCCGCAGUCGUAUCGUGUUAACCCCGCCACUGGCCAGCCCGGCCGCCCAGUGUUCAAUGACAAGGGGCAGCCCAUGCAGCCGUUUGUGCUUACCAACAACCGCCAGCAUAUCAAGGACAGCGUGUUCAGGCCAGGGUGGGCUCUGCCGACUAUGACAGUUGACCAGUACCUGCAGCAAGAGCAGGAGCGCGGCAAUAUCAUCAGCGGUGGUGGCAAGGAGCCAGACGCAAAGCCAGAAAUUGAUGACAACGACUACGAUGCCCAAGACGCCGAGACUAUGAAGCAGCGCGAGUGGGACGAUUUCAAGGACAACAACCCAAAGGGAAUGGGUAACCGCGGGGGCAACCGGGGUUAAGCUGAACAGGAGGCUCUUUACUAGAUGUCGCACUAUUGGAAUUCAUAUUAGAUGUAGAACCGGAAGCUCGGGUGGUCGUCGUAGAUUCCAUUCUGAACCGGCCUCGGCCUGCUCCUCUGGGGACAGCGGUUUGGGCUCGCCAAACUCGGCGUCUCUGCGAGCGUUCUCGCGCCGAAG
Linderina pennispora is the source of this 1311-nucleotide messenger RNA. RefSeq names its product TAP42-like protein. The record is from RefSeq and is a predicted model, not a curated record. The coding region runs from base 46 to 1134 and encodes 362 amino acids. Gene Ontology annotation, biological process: regulation of dephosphorylation; regulation of signal transduction. Gene Ontology annotation, cellular component: cytosol. Gene Ontology annotation, molecular function: protein phosphatase 2A binding. The transcript has a single exon. NCBI's taxonomy places the organism in Eukaryota, Fungi, Kickxellomycota, Kickxellomycetes, Kickxellales, Kickxellaceae.